Molecule: messenger RNA, 1575 nt
Organism: Tympanuchus pallidicinctus (lesser prairie-chicken)
Lineage: Eukaryota; Metazoa; Chordata; Aves; Galliformes; Phasianidae
Gene: OC90
Product: otoconin 90
Exons: 14
Coding region: 1-1575 (524 amino acids)
Biological process (GO): arachidonate secretion; phospholipid metabolic process; lipid catabolic process
Cellular component (GO): extracellular matrix
Molecular function (GO): calcium ion binding; phospholipid binding
Source: RefSeq, a predicted model, not a curated record
AUGAUUGGAAUUCUUCUGAUGUCUAUGUUCAUGGUGUUGCACAGUGUAGGUGGCCAAGAUUUGGAGCCACCAGCAUUUCUGCCAGAGCUUCUUAACGCACCUGAAAGAAUCUUGAACAAUGCCACAUUCUUCAAUGGAGUCUUUCAAAAUGUGGAAAGCGUUGCAUUAUUUUUUGAUUGUCUGGGUUCUCACUUCACCUGGCUACAGUCCAUCUUCACAAAUUUCCCUGCCUUGCUCAACUUUGUGAACAAAAUGAAGUGUGUCAGUGGCUUUUGUCCCAGAGAUUUUGAAGACUAUGGCUGCUCUUGUCGGUUUGAAAUGGAAGGGCUCCCUGUGGAUGAAGCUGAUGAAUGCUGUUUUCAGCACCGCAAAUGCUAUGAGGAAGCAAUGGAGAUGGAGUGCACAUGGGACCCAUCAAAAAUUUCUACAGAUGUCACCUGCUCUGCAGAAAACCUGACCUGUGAAAAUGGGGAUCCCUGUGAACAGUUCCUCUGCACCUGCGACAAAGAUGCCAUUGAGUGUUUUGGGAAUGCUCAUAUUAACUCUUCCCUGAAUGGCCUGGAUGUCUCCUCCUGUCCAUCUCUGGUUACAGAAACAACCAGCAAGAGAGAGCUGACAACACUCCACACAGGGGAGUUCUUUCAUCAUGGGAUUGAGAAAACAGAGGCUGUGACAGCAUCUGUGGAAGAAGCGAUUUCCUCUGAGCCCAGUGAGAUGGCCCUGGGGACUUCCAGCGCUGGAGAGAAGGACAGAUUUAGAGGAGCUGAGGUUCCAGCGGGAGAGAUAUCCACCUCUCCAGGCUCCUUCCAGGCAGAUAUUAACUCGGCAGAAGUCAGAAUUAUCCCCACUGAGUUUAUUCCUGCGGACACAUCUGCAAUGACAAAAGAGAAAGAGGCAAUUCCUACAAGAGGUGGCCUGGGCACACUUUCCUCCAGACCAACUCUGGAGCUGUCACUGUCUGUUAGGGGAUCCAAAGGACCUGCAGAAAAAGUAUGUGAACGAUUAACAUUUCUACAAGAGAGAGGAAAUGGAAGAGAGAAGAGAGAGCUGCCCCAGCUGGGAGAAAUGUUGUUCUGUUUAACUGAGAGAUGUCCAGAGGAAUUUGAGUCUUACGGUUGCUACUGUGGCAAGGAAGGAAGAGGGCAUCCUAUUGAUGCUCUGGACAGGUGCUGCUUCUCUCAUCAAUGCUGUGUGGAACAAGUUAAGAAACUUGGAUGUCCUGCAGAAAGAAGUUCACAAUCUGAAGUUGUGUGCUUUGAUCAUACUCCAAAAUGUAUUGGUUGGAGCUUGUGUGAAAAACUCCUAUGUGCUUGUGACCAGACAGCAGCUGAGUGCAUGGCCUCUGCUUUCUUCAACGAAAGCCUUAAGUUUCCACAUGCUCAAGCAUGCCAAGAGGAGAAAACCUCGUGUCGAGGUGGCCCUUACGAAUGGCCUUCAGUCAGCACAGAACCAGGGGCCGGGACAUCCAGCUCUGAGGAGAGCAGCGAGGAGGAAGAUUCCCUGCGGAGAAGAGCAUGGAGAGAGACGCGCCGUCCUCCUGGGAAGCCCAGGGGCGGGCAGCACAGGGGCAGUUAG